AUGCCUCCACCGAAGAAGAAAAGUGCUUAUCAACGGUUAAUGAUACGAAUAUCUUGCCUCCUUCCGGCAAAACUUCGUCCUGUUUUUUUACAUCCUGCAGGACCGACUACUGUAUUCUUUUGGGCACCUACAUUUAAAUGGGGUUUGGUGUUAGCAGGAUUGGGUGACAUGAAGCGACCACCAAACACGAUUUCUCUUACGCAAACUGCGAGUCUGAUGAUUACUGGUGCCAUAUGGUCCAGGUAUUCACUGAUCAUCACACCAAAGAACUAUAAUUUAUUCAGUGUAAACGCGUUUACGUGUUUAACGGGGAUGUAUAAUUUUAUACGAGCUCUGCUUUACAAAAUAGAGCAAGAGAAGGCUGAGGAAAAGGAUUCAGAAUAG
This is a messenger RNA of Bombus pascuorum, 384 nucleotides long. RefSeq names its product mitochondrial pyruvate carrier 2-like. The record is from RefSeq and is a predicted model, not a curated record. NCBI's taxonomy places the organism in Eukaryota, Metazoa, Arthropoda, Insecta, Hymenoptera, Apidae. The transcript has 3 exons. Gene Ontology annotation, cellular component: mitochondrial inner membrane. Gene Ontology annotation, molecular function: pyruvate transmembrane transporter activity. Bases 1 to 384 code for a protein of 127 amino acids. Gene Ontology annotation, biological process: pyruvate import into mitochondria.